This is a messenger RNA of Prunus persica (peach), 378 nucleotides long. RefSeq names its product putative cyclic nucleotide-gated ion channel 7. The coding region runs from base 1 to 378 and encodes 125 amino acids. Lineage: Eukaryota; Viridiplantae; Streptophyta; Magnoliopsida; Rosales; Rosaceae. The transcript has 2 exons. The record is from RefSeq and is a predicted model, not a curated record.
AUGAACGAUGGUGAAUUGGGAAGGAUCUGCGACUAUCUCAAGCCAAAGGUGUUCGAGGAGAAUGCCAAGGUUGUUGAAGUGGGAAAGCCACUUAACGCGAUGCUCUAUAUUAUAGCAGGCUCUAUGCAGGCGCCAAUUACGGAUGCUGGAGAAGCAGCUUCAUCAACCUCAUUCGAUACUCUUAAGAAAGGUAUGUUUGUUGGAGAACAACUUCUGGAUUGGGCAAUGAAAACCAAAGCUUUUGAUGACCAACCUGUUUCGUUCAAAACCAUCCGAUAUACCACAAAAGUAGAAGCCUUUGCUCUCACAGUUGAUGACAUGAAAACUUUAGUGCUCUCCGGAGACAUCUUCCCGAUGAAGUCAAAAAGUGAAGUUUAG